Apis cerana (Asiatic honeybee) is the source of this 764-nucleotide messenger RNA. Its product is annotated as transmembrane protein 170A. NCBI's taxonomy places the organism in Eukaryota, Metazoa, Arthropoda, Insecta, Hymenoptera, Apidae. The record is from RefSeq and is a predicted model, not a curated record.
GUUUCAAGUAAAUUUAAAAGAGUGCGCUGAUAGUUGAAUAUAUUUUAUAUUCACUUGUCUAUCUAACAUGAUAAGUUUGACUUGUUAUUAUGCUUGUAAUUAAAAAAGGUUUAAAAUGAUAUUAACUAUAAUGUAGUAUAACACUUAUUACAUGUAGAAGUAAUUUAUUAACAUGAAAAUGUAUGUAUUAAUAUGACGUAUAAUGUACAAAUAAUAUAAAAUGAUGAUAGAACAUAUUUUAAAAUAUUUUUGAAAUAAUUAUGAUGGAAGCACAAACAGAUAUUUCUGUUUUGCGACCACCAGUUAAUUUAAGAAAUAUAAAUACUGGCAAUGUUUUUUAUACACCUUUAACUUCAUUUGCUGAAAUGUGGUAUCAAAUAUUUUUAUGGGCCCUAUUUUCUUCUAUUUUUGUUCAUACUAUAGCUGGUGCAAUUUGUUUUGCUACAUUAAGACAACAUAAAUAUGGAAAAUUCUUCCCAUUGUUGAUUAUAAUAAUGGGUGUAAUAUUACCACUAACAUCAGGAGUUCUUAGCUCUGCUGCUGUUGCUUUUGUAUACAGAGCAUCUCGAUAUCCACUGCCACCAUUAUAUGCAUUAUUUUGGGGUAUUGGUCAAACUGUUGUAGCAGGAUGUGUUGGGUUCACAAGAAUAUUAGCAACUUUAUAAUAUAAAUUAAAAUUUGUAUAUGAAUGAUGCACAAAAUAUUGUUAUUUAGAAAUGUUAUAUAUAAUAUAUUAUGAGAAUUUUCAAAAUUUGAAGAACAAA